Kluyveromyces marxianus DMKU3-1042 is the source of this 1110-nucleotide messenger RNA. It is a transcript of the gene RBG1, whose product is annotated as GTP-binding protein RBG1. Gene Ontology annotation, cellular component: cytoplasm. Gene Ontology annotation, molecular function: GTP binding; GTPase activity. Gene Ontology annotation, biological process: cytoplasmic translation. The record is from RefSeq and is a predicted model, not a curated record. The transcript has a single exon. Lineage: Eukaryota; Fungi; Ascomycota; Saccharomycetes; Saccharomycetales; Saccharomycetaceae. Bases 1 to 1110 code for a protein of 369 amino acids.
AUGUCUACAACGGUUGAAAAGAUCAAAGCCAUCGAAGAAGAGAUGGCUCGUACCCAAAAGAACAAGGCCACUUCGUUCCAUUUGGGUCAGUUGAAAGCCAAGCUUGCGAAGCUUAGAAGAGAGAUUUUGCAGGCGGCCUCCAGUGGUAGUGGUGGUGGUGCAGGUGUUGGUUUUGAUGUUGCUAGAACAGGUGUAGCGUCGGUUGGGUUCGUUGGUUUCCCAUCUGUUGGUAAGAGUACGCUUUUGUCGAAGCUAACGGGUACUGAGUCUGAGGCAGCAGAAUACGAGUUUACGACAUUGGUUACGGUUCCUGGUGUUAUCAGAUAUAAGGGUGCGAAGAUCCAGAUGUUGGAUUUGCCUGGUAUCAUUGAUGGUGCCAAGGAUGGUCGUGGUCGUGGUAAGCAAGUUAUUGCUGUUGCGAGAACAUGUAAUCUUUUGUUCAUUGUGCUUGACGUGAAUAAGCCAUUGCACCACAAACAAAUUAUUGAGAAGGAAUUGGAGGGUGUUGGUAUCCGUUUGAACAAGCAACCUCCAGACAUUCUAAUAAAGAAGAAAGAGAAGGGUGGUAUCUCCAUUACGAAUACAGUUCCAUUGACACAUUUGGGCCAUGACGAAAUCAGGGCUGUGAUGAGUGAAUAUAGAAUUAACAGUGCUGAGAUUGCUUUCAGAUGCGAUGCCACUGUUGAUGACUUGAUCGAUGUGCUAGAAGCUUCGUCAAGAAGAUACAUGCCAGCCAUCUACGUGCUUAAUAAGAUCGAUUCUUUGUCGUUGGAGGAGCUAGAGUUAUUAUACAGAAUUCCAAACGCGGUGCCUAUCUCUUCUGGUAAGGAGUGGAACUUGGACGAACUACUAGAAGUGAUGUGGGAUAGACUAAACUUGGUGCGUGUGUACACCAAGCCAAAGGGUACCAUGCCGGAUUUCACCGACCCUGUGGUGCUAAGGUCGGACAGAUGUACCGUUAGGGAUUUCUGUAACCAAAUUCACAAGUCUUUGGUGGAUGACUUCAGAAAUGCAUUGGUUUACGGUAGCAGUGUGAAGCAUCAACCUCAAUAUGUGGGUCUAAGCCAUACCCUAGAGGACGAAGAUGUGGUUACUAUUCUAAAGAAAUGA